AUGACUUAUCAGAACCAGUCCUCCGAGCCUCAGCAAUUACGCAAACCACCCUACUCAGCACCCGCAUACCCUGGACGACCUCAAGCUACCAACCAUCCUCACGCACGAACGACGCUCAAUACCAUCCUGCCGCUCCUAGACGCAUUCAACCAUCGUCACCACAACCAGCACCGCACCUCCCACUGGUGGGCGACAUUUGGAAUACUUCGUCGCUCCCUCCGGGCCCUCGCCGAGUGUUUGGACCAACCAGUCGUGGACAGCAGUCGCAAUCGCACCGACCAGGCCGUCGUCCGGGCCUCAUGGCUGAAUACACAUGCCCUGCCACGUGCUUUUCUCCAGGUCCAUGGUUUCUUGCCAGCCAUGUUGCCGCAGAACGCAGGAGCGGCCAAAGCAAAGCUACCCACCCAAAAGUCUCCAAAUCCUCCAUCGCCGAAUCAUCGAUCCGUUAUUGGCACUGAACACAUAGACCGGGGUGUGGUAGUUUCCAGAGAGACUAUAGUACAAGCAGGCGACGAUGCCGUGGACUCCCAGUCUAAGAAGCGUAGCCGAGACGAGAUCAAGUCACAUGCCAGGGGAACAUCCAACAAGGACAGGGAGAAAGACAAGAAGCCCAAAAAAAAGAAGAAGAAAGCCGGUGACGAAUUGUCUAGUUUAUUUGACUCCCUGUCAUAG
This is a messenger RNA of Metarhizium robertsii ARSEF 23, 672 nucleotides long. RefSeq lists its product as uncharacterized. NCBI's taxonomy places the organism in Eukaryota, Fungi, Ascomycota, Sordariomycetes, Hypocreales, Clavicipitaceae. The record is from RefSeq and is a predicted model, not a curated record. Gene Ontology annotation, cellular component: ribonuclease MRP complex. The transcript has 2 exons. The coding region runs from base 1 to 672 and encodes 223 amino acids. Gene Ontology annotation, molecular function: rRNA primary transcript binding.